Bactrocera dorsalis (oriental fruit fly) is the source of this 784-nucleotide messenger RNA. RefSeq names its product frataxin homolog, mitochondrial (gene fh). The record is from RefSeq and is a predicted model, not a curated record. Gene Ontology annotation, biological process: iron incorporation into metallo-sulfur cluster; intracellular iron ion homeostasis. The transcript has 2 exons. NCBI's taxonomy places the organism in Eukaryota, Metazoa, Arthropoda, Insecta, Diptera, Tephritidae. Bases 40 to 618 code for a protein of 192 amino acids. Gene Ontology annotation, cellular component: mitochondrion. Gene Ontology annotation, molecular function: ferroxidase activity; ferric iron binding; iron chaperone activity.
UUAUAAAUUCUUCAACAGCUGAUUUGAUCAUUGUAGAGAAUGUCGAGUUUAUUGGUUUUACGUGCGUUAAGAAUUUGUAUAAAUCAAAACCAUGGACGAAAUUUAUAUAAACUAAAUUUCGGAAGACAAUUGUCACAUUUCCAUAGGUCGAUAAAUUCAACAUCCUCAUUUCCUCAAGUACUGUCAACACACAGAUCAUUUGCGUCUACAACCGAAAGCAAGAAUGACACAAACGCAACUUUGGUGGAUAACAACACAUAUGAGCGAGUUUGCUCCGAGACUCUAGACGCGCUAUGUGAUUACUUUGAAGAACUUACAGAGAAUGCUCAAAAUUUAUCAACCUGCGACGUUACCUAUGGAGAUGGCGUACUUACUGUUAAAUUUGGUAAUGAGUAUGGCACCUAUGUUAUAAAUCGUCAGACACCUAACAAACAGAUUUGGCUUAGUUCUCCCACAAGUGGACCCAAACGUUAUGAUUUCGUAUCAACUGAAGGGCAGUUGGGUCGAUGGAUCUACAAACAUAGCGGCGAAUGUUUACAUGACCUUUUGCAAAGAGAAUUAAGGAAAAUACUGAAAGAACAAGACUUUGACUUUUCCCAGCUUCCUUACGGGAAAUAAAAACUAAAACAGCGAUGUACUAAUGAGAUCUAUUUAUUUGAAAGAAUUCUACGUAAUGUGGUUGUGGGAUACUUUGAGUUCAUUUGACUCUCUUAACAAUUUCCUCCAAAAGUUUAUUUUGUACAUCUAAAGCUCGUUCUUGUAAUAAAAGUGUUUGCCUCAACAA